CUAAUAGUUUCUUUUUCAGCCACUGCUGACUGAUCGACAUCUCUCUGAGGAAACAGACUGUGAGCUCAUCAAGAGGAAACAAUGUCAGUGAAGAAGAUGUCAGUGAAGGUUUUAGAGUCAAGCUGGAAAAAAGCCAUGAUCCAAAUCAUGGAGGAGCUGACGGAGUUAGAAUACAAGAAGCUUUUGGUCAACCUGGAAAAAAUCCCCCAAGGAGAAAGGGCGGACAAGCUCAGGGUGGAGAUCCCUCAAAUAAUCAUCAAGCACUACGGGGCGUUGGACUCCAUUUCUUUGAUGGACAAAGAGCUGAAGCGGCUACCGAGGAUGGACAAUCCAGUCCAAAGCAUACUGCGCCCCUUUGUGGAAAAACGUGAAAAACAUCGACUGAAAUUAAAGGCCUCAAAGAGCAAACCUGCGGCUGACUCAGGAUCAGUGCCCAAGGAGCCAAAACCUGCAACUGAAGCUGACUCAGUAUCAAUGUCCAAGGAGCCAAAACCCUCAGGAUCAGUGCCCAAGGAGUCGAAACCCUCAAGAUCAGUGCCCAAGGAGCCAAAACUUGCAACUGAAGCUAAAUCAGUAUCAAUGUCCAAGGAGCCGAAACCCUCAAGAUCAGUGCCCAAGGAGCCAAAACCUGCAACUGAAGCUGACUCAGUAUCAAUGUCCAAGGAGCCAAAACCCUCAGGAUCAGUGCCCAAGGAGCCAAAACCCUCAAGAUCAGUGCCCAAGGAGCCAAAACCCUCAGGAUCAGUGCCCAAGGAGCCAAAACCUGCAACUGAAGCUGACUCAGUAUCAAUGUCCAAGGAGCCAAAACCCUCAGGAUCAGUGCCCAAGGAGCCAAAACCCUCAAGAUCAGUGCCCAAGGAGCCAAAACCCUCAGGAUCAGUGCCCAAGGAGCCAAAACCUGCAACUGAAGCUGACUCAGUAUCAAUGUCCAAGGAGCCAAAACCCUCAGGAUCAGUGCCCAAGGAGACGAAACCCUCAAGAUCAGUGCCCAAGGAGCCGAAACCCUCAAGAUCAGUGCCCAAGGAGCCAAAACCUGCAACUGAAGCUAAAUCAGUACCUGCAACUGAAGCUAACUCAGUAUCAAUGUCCAAGGAGCCAAACCCCUCAGGAUCAGUACCCAAGAAGACAAAACCUAAAGCUGACUCAGGAUCAGUGCCUGCCGCUGAUAAACAGAAGAGCAGCAAACCUGAGAAGAAAGCUGCCAGCAAACCCAAAUGCACAAAAGCCUCAGCUGGGAAAGCUGUGUAGGAUUCUGCUCAGAGUACAAACAAGACAAAAAAGGCUUUGAUGGAAACCUGUUCAGCUGGAUGUUUGAUUAAAUGAACCGACACCGACCUGCAGUUCAACAACCAGGUGUUUGUGGCGACGUCAGAGAGUAAUACGGUGCUAGGAGUUCAUGAAAUAGAUGUAGUUACUUUAAAUGUUUGUACCUUUCUAUACAAUCAUUUCAAAUAAAAGAGAUGUUAUCUUUUUUAAACACCUGCUAUCAAAAAAGGAUUCAAAUUUACAAAAAUCUACCAUAGACUCUAAAAAACAUGGACGUAGUCUGUGACUUCACUCAUUUGUUUCUGAAAAUGCGUUUUGAAGCCCAAUGAUGCCGGUCAUCAUAUCUGGAAUACUUUUGAUUAACCUUGUAACAUAGAGGUGUAGCAGAGGCAGGCCUUUAGCCUCCUGACAACUAGAGGCUCAACUCAAAAUAAAUUUUUCACUCUUGUUUAAUAAAUCCAAAAAAAUCUGGACGUUGAA
Messenger RNA from Labrus bergylta (ballan wrasse), 1746 nucleotides. Its product is annotated as proteoglycan 4. Lineage: Eukaryota; Metazoa; Chordata; Actinopteri; Labriformes; Labridae. The record is from RefSeq and is a predicted model, not a curated record.